This is a messenger RNA of Scedosporium apiospermum, 903 nucleotides long. RefSeq lists its product as uncharacterized. Lineage: Eukaryota; Fungi; Ascomycota; Sordariomycetes; Microascales; Microascaceae. The record is from RefSeq and is a predicted model, not a curated record. The transcript has 3 exons. Bases 1 to 903 code for a protein of 300 amino acids.
AUGGCGGCUCGCAGCAUAUACUCGCUCUUCCUUACGGUUCUCCUUGCCGUGUUGUGCUUUGCGGAGACGCCGGCCGAGGUGUACGACGACGGGACCAACAAGAACGCACCUGUCCUCUUGAACAUUGGCACCGGAGGCGCAGGGCAAAGCGGUCUGGUCAAAGAGCUUGCCCAAGCGUUCAUCAAGUUUAGCACUGGGAAGGGCAAGAGUCCUUUCCGGGUCGCCUGGUACAAGAGCGACACGACAUAUACGAUUCAGAACCUCGAGACCGGCGCAGUCGAUGUUGGGAUAACUUACAAUAUCGCAGCCGAAGAAAUUGCCAUCAAGCAAGGCAUCGCUAAAGACCCAGCCUAUUACGCCUUCCGCGAUCAUUUCCUCUUGGUCGGACCCAUGUCCAAUCCCGCCAACAUCGAUGGGUCAUUGAAUAUUACGGAUAUAUUUUCCCAGCUUCAUGAAGCUGCCGAGGACCCCGCAAAUAAUGGCACCGUAAGGUUUCUGAGCCGAUACGACAAGUCCGCUACGAAUAUCAAGGAAUCGGAGCUCUGGGCUCGCAUCGGACAGGUGCCGUGGGCGACGGCAUACUCGACCUGGUAUCAUCAGUAUAUUUCCUUUCCCAUCCAGGCCCUCACUGCGGCGAUUCUCCUGGACGAAUAUACCAUCUCCGACCGCGGUACGCUCCUAUCCCUUGACCCCGAGCUGGCCAACCAGACCACAGUGUAUAAGAUGGCCACGGAUGACGCACACGAUGACCUCUUGAAUCCGGCCCAUCUACUAGUUGGGGCCAAGGCAGUAAAUGGCCAGGAAGCACAAGACUUUGCCGAUUGGGUGGUGUCGAGUGACGGGCAGUCAGUAAUCAGUGGGUUCAAGAAGAACGGGCAACAGCUGUACAGUCCGGCGCCGUAA